AUGUCAUCAUCAGGCUUACAAAGACGCCGUGGAGGUCCAAAAGCAGCAGCAUCGGGGGGUUCUACUACUAAUAACACCGCCAAACCAAGGUCAUCUAACUCAUUUGACGAUGAUUUCACCACUAGUGCCGAUAACUCUGAUCAUAAAAUUGGGAUUGACUCUAGAGAUAUAGUGGAUCGAGCAGAAUUGAAAUUGCCUUUAUUAACGCUUAUGGAAGAAGUUUUGUUAAUGGGAUUAAAAGAUAAAGAAGGAUAUUUAAGUUUUUGGAAUGAUAAUAUUUCUUAUGCAUUGCGUGGUUGUAUCUUGUUAGAACUUGCAUUCCGUAAUAAAAUUACUUUAGUAAAUGAUCCAGCAAGACGUCGUUUUGAAUUAAGUGAUCGUUUGGUUGAAGUGAUUGAUGCAGAACCUACGGGUGAAGUGCUAUUAGAUGAAGCUUUGAAAAUCAUGAAGAGUGAUGAGUCAAAUUUAUCAGUUACCAACUGGAUUGAUUUAUUAUCUGGUGAAACUUGGAAUUUAAUGAAGAUUAAUUAUCAAUUAAAACAAGUUAGAGAAAGAUUGGCAAAAGGUUUAGUCGAUAAAGGUAUUUUAAGAACUGAAAGAAAAAAUUUCUUUUUAUUCGAUAUGGCUACUCAUCCAGUUGCUGAUAAAAUGUCAAAAGAAUUUAUUAAAAAUCGUCUUUUAAAUGUAUUGAUCAAUAGAAAUGUCGAUUUGGAAUCUCUUGGUAAUGACCAGUUCCCAAAAGAUACCUCUUUUAAAUAUUUAAGAACAAUUUCUUUGGUUUGUGGUUCUUAUGCUGCUAAUGUUUUGGAAAACGUCUUAAUGUCUUUAAAUUAUGAUAAAAGAGAUCAAGCUUUUGCUAGGGCUGAUGAAUUAUUAAGUGACUUUAGUGUUUUUCCCUUUAAUUUCAAACAGAGUCAAAGUCCCCUUGGUUUAGGAUUAAAUUUGGGCCAAGAAGUUAAUAAUGAAGUUGAACAAUGUGCUGCUAGUGAAUUACAACUAGAAUUAAUCGCAGCCAUUCUAAGUGUUUUUUCAAGAAUGGAUUCGAUCUUAUGA
Hyphopichia burtonii NRRL Y-1933 is the source of this 1053-nucleotide messenger RNA. RefSeq lists its product as uncharacterized. NCBI's taxonomy places the organism in Eukaryota, Fungi, Ascomycota, Pichiomycetes, Serinales, Debaryomycetaceae. Gene Ontology annotation, cellular component: trans-Golgi network; cytosol; Golgi cisterna. Gene Ontology annotation, biological process: retrograde vesicle-mediated transport, Golgi to endoplasmic reticulum; Golgi to plasma membrane protein transport; Golgi organization. The coding region runs from base 1 to 1053 and encodes 350 amino acids. Gene Ontology annotation, molecular function: phosphatidylinositol-4-phosphate binding. The transcript has a single exon. The record is from RefSeq and is a predicted model, not a curated record.